Phaeoacremonium minimum UCRPA7 is the source of this 945-nucleotide messenger RNA. RefSeq lists its product as hypothetical. Bases 1 to 945 code for a protein of 314 amino acids. Gene Ontology annotation, cellular component: mitochondrion. Lineage: Eukaryota; Fungi; Ascomycota; Sordariomycetes; Togniniales; Togniniaceae. The record is from RefSeq and is a predicted model, not a curated record. The transcript has 2 exons.
AUGACCCAGAGCAUAAUACGGGCGGCAUGGGCACCGGCCGGCGCGCGAAAUGCAAGCUCGGCUCUUCGACAGCAGAAGAGGAGCCAGGAUGCCAUGGCUAGGAAGAGUCGCAGCUCAUAUGAGUCGCCAUCCGGCCUGGCGCAGACGGCGCAGGAGAACCUGUCCCAAUCGAGCAAACGUUCACACAGUCUUCUCGACUUCCUACUUCCUCGAACAUUCGUCCCUCUCCCCCUUUCCAAAGCGCCCAGCGGCAUAGCCAAUUUCUUCGAGUACUACUGGGCGCGUAUACGCUUCCGCGCCGUCGACAUAUUCUCCCUUUUUGCUAUUAAGAUGGGCUCCAAGCCCUCCUACUUCAAGAAGGCGCGCUUCACGCUCAACCGCACCUCCGUCAUCCCCACCGCCCGGGCGCUGCACCGCACCAUGUCCGAGGCGCUCGCCAGCGGCGACAAGGAGACGCUGCAGAAGGUCUGCGCCACGCAGCUGUACCUCGACCUGUGCCGGGCCAUCGACCAGCGGCCGCGCGGGCGGCGCUACGGCUGGGAGGUCGUCCGGUACACGCGGCCGCUGCGGUUCCCGCGCAUCGUGGACCACAAGCUGGCCAUCUUCGGGGACGCGGCGUCGGGCGCGCCGGGGAUCCGGCAGGCGGUCGUGGCCAUCUCGAGCCGGCAGCGGCGCGUCGAGUACGACGACGCCCGGGGCGGCGCCGCGGUGCCGGGCAGCGAGCGGGAGAUGGACGUCGUCGAGUACCUGGUCAUCAACCGCACGGUGGACAUGAAGACGUACGCGCAGAGCGACUGGCGGGUCUGGGGCACGCUCAACGAGACCUCGCUGCCGCAGCUGCGGGACGACAUUGCCCUCAUGAACCGCGCGCAGGAGGAGGAGAAGCAGAAGAUGAGAGAGAAGCGCAAGGACAGGCUUGCGGCGAUUAGGAGGUCGGGACAAUAG